GAUCGAGCAUUUUUCUCGAGCUCCAUGGCCUCUCGGCCCCCUGGGCGGCCAGCCUGGCCGGGGGCUGACCCCGGUCCGCCGGCGGAGGGGUGGGCGGCGCGGUUGGGGGCCCGGCUGGAGCCCCCCGCCCUGCUCCUGCUGCAGCUGCUGCAGUCCGGACCUGGAGGAGUAUUGGGGGCUCUCAGGGCCCUGCAGAGGCUCCGGGCCGGGGGCUCCGAGCGGCCCUUCUGCUGGGGCCCCUUCCUGGAGGCGCUGAGCCGAGAGGAGCCCGUGCUCGAGGGGCCCGACCGCCGCCUGGAGCUGAAGCCGCUGCUGCUGCAGUUGCCCCAGCUGUGCCAAAGGAACCUCUUGUCCUUACUGUUAGCCGUACAUACUGAGCUUCCCAGGAGUGGACUUCUCCUUGUACUCCAGGCAGCCAAGCGUGACCCUACCCAGGAUGGCUGGCUUUGGGCUUUGGGGGAAUUGCUCCAGAGGGAGCUGACUACAGAUGAGGAGAUCAAGGAGGCCUCCCCGCUGACACAAGGGUGCCGGGAACGGCUCCGGAGCCUUUGUGGACGUGUGGGCAGAGGAUUGAGGCUAAGCUGUCCCCUGGACCUCAAGGAGACUGAGGACAUGGGCACUCAGCGUCCUGGCAAACGCAGGAAGGAGCCUGAAGCGGAGCCUGAGGGCUCUGAGAGAGAAGCGCUUCCUAAGAGACUUCGAUCCCUGGAAGGGAAAGGAGAGAAAGAAGAGGAGCGGCAACAGCUCCAGGAGACCGCCACAGAUGAACAGGAACCAACCGUGUGUGGGGGCAGCCCUGACCAGCCCGUUGUGGAAGCAGCCAGCAGCAGGGCCAAUGACGGGCGGCGGGAGAAGCUGGCUGAGGUUCUGGAGUUACCCAGAGGCAUCAAGAACCAGGUGCCCCAAGUGCUCGAGCUGCUGGAAACUGAAUGGGAGGGCCUAGAGGGAAUGCCACCCCUUGAGCUGCAGUUUCUCCACGAGUGCAGCCCCAACCAGCUGGAGAACCUUUGUGCACAGCUGCGGCUCUCCCGGCUCUCGGACACGGCCCUCCUGCAGUUCUGCAACCGGCUUCUGGCACUCUCGCCGGACCUCAGCUGUAGCAGUGCCACCAUACUUGUGAGGAACCUUUUUCUUGAGCAGGUUCUUUCCCUGACAUCUUCAGCCUCUCGUCUGUUGAGAGCUGCCAUAACUGCAUUCGGUGCCAGAUAUCCUCACCCUGUCUGCAGAGGCCUCGUGAUUCCAGCAUUACAGGCCACGGUCUCAGGCCCCACACAGACAGAGCUUCUUUGUUACCUGCUGGAGGGGGAUGCUCUGGAGCUGGGCUUGCUGGUGCUGGUGUUAAAACAGAUCUUGGAGUUGCCCUGGAGAGAAGAGACCUUCACAGUGAUGCAGUCCCUUCUAGGGCGGCAGGUGGACCUGUCCCCAGAGAACUUCAGUGUCUUAGUGCAAAAGCUGUCUCGUGAAGGCCUGGCUGCUGCUGAUUCUGUGGACUAUGCCAAGCUGGUCCUGACGGUUGUGACAAAGUACCAGGAUCAGAUUACAGAGGCCCACAAAGUCUACCUGGCUUCUGCAAUUGAGUUAAACACCACCUUCCUGAAAAAACCUCUGCAGGCUGCCCUAAGACGUGUGACCUCUUGAGGUACCUCCCCCACUAGUUUCCUGAAGAACAUCUACCUCAGCCUUCACCUGCCUUCACUGCCAGCCCUCUGGUAGAGAAAGAACAGCCAGACAAGUUUGCCUGCCCAUCCCAGUGGCUACUCCUGAAUGCUCAGAGGUCAGCUCUGACCCUCUUCUCCUACAGUACAAAUGGUGGGUCCAGGAAGAUGGAGAAGGAAGAAAUGGAAACGAGUUAGAGACUAACUUGGGGGUGUGUGGCGGGGUGCUCUUACCAACUUAGGGAAGUCAGAGUUGUUUCAGCCAAGUCUGAACUGAGCACAUGGCUACCCCGAGAUGUCUACCACCCCCUGUAGAGUUCCCUCGCUGUCAGUUGUGCUGAAGCCUUGGGGAAGUGGACCCAAACAGAGGCUCAGGGUUGCUGGGUUUAAAAAAAAUUAUUUAAUUUUUAAACUUUAUUGAUUUGUCUACAUCACCUACAUUUCCCCAUAUAUACCUCUUUUCUACCCCUCCCUGAGAGACAUUCCUUUUAACAUAGAAUGACAAAGAGGAAAAACAACCAGUUCAGCAAAACUGACCGACACAUCCAGUCCAUUACCUGUGGUUUCCCCCACCCGUAGCACCCUGUUUCUACAAAGAAGAGAGGGAGAUUCAUUUCUCAUCUCUUCUUUGGAGGCAGGCUUGGUCAUUUUAAUUUUAUGCAUUCAAUUUCUGUGGUUUUGUUGCUUCUAUUUCCAUCUACAUUGUAGUCAUUUUAUGUAUUUUCUUGUUCCUGCUUAACUUCACUCUGCUUAGUGUAGCUCUUUCCAUCUUUCUCUGUAUUCAUCAUAUUCCAUUACCUUCAUGAACCACAAUUUGUUUAGCUAUUCAUCAAUAGGUGCUUACUUUGUUUCUAGUUCUUUGCUACUGUGAAAAGCGAUGCAAAUAUAAUUAUUUUGGUGUAUAUGAGGCCUUUCUUUUUAUCACUGACUUUCUUAGGGUAUAUAUAUCUGUCUUUAUGAGUCCAGGAUAGCUGGUAUGGAAAUCGGGGAGGGGAAAGAUGGAUUAGACCAGAGACCUGAACUUGUGAGAUAGAUGAUGCAAGUAUUGUCACUCUCAUUGAGGAAACUGAGGCUCAGGGGUGAAGUAAAUAAUCCAAGUCUCUUACAUGCCCAGUGAUUUUCUUUUUAAUUUUUUAAAUUCUGAACUUAACAAACAGCAAAUAAGAUGUUCAUUUCCACGUGUCGGUAGUGUCAAAUUCAACAGAAAUGGGGCCCACUAAACCAUAUAUACAGAUCCCUCCAGGCUUCAUAUUGACUUAGAAAACCACGGUAAUAUUAUAUAUGUUUUAUUGUAUUUUUAUUUGUUUUGUUAAAUAUUUCCCUGUUACAUUUUAAUCUGGUUCCAGCAUGCUCUGGAGUGUUGUGGGUCACAUACAGGCUACAUGUUUGAUGCCUCUGCUGUAUACAAAGUAGAUCAGAUAAAGAGGAUUGUACUUGAAACCAUGACUUUCUUACAACUUGUAUUUUUCCUACACACAUAUAUAAUAAAUUCAGUAUAUUACUUUCAAAA
Molecule: messenger RNA, 3165 nt
Organism: Vombatus ursinus (common wombat)
Lineage: Eukaryota; Metazoa; Chordata; Mammalia; Diprotodontia; Vombatidae
Gene: FANCE
Product: FA complementation group E
Exons: 10
Coding region: 25-1638 (537 amino acids)
Biological process (GO): interstrand cross-link repair
Cellular component (GO): Fanconi anaemia nuclear complex
Source: RefSeq, a predicted model, not a curated record